UACGUCAUAAAUGUGUCGAACGGGUUGUUAUAAUAGAAAGAAUGCAAUGACUAGUAAUAUAUGCGUCGAGUUUGUGGGCAUUCAAUGAGUUAUACGUUAUAUUUGUCACAGUUUUAGAAUGUUUCGCAAUGUUAUUGUUUUAGCGCUUUAUUAGCACUAAAUUGAGGACACAUUUUGAGGCAUUGUUUGACACGUUUUGACAAUAAGUGAAUCAAUUGCUGGAUAUUGUGAACCAUUGAUGACAUGGAUGAAGACGAACUUGAUUUUGAAGAGUACGACUUCGGAGGAGUCGACGACCUAUUGUAUGAACCGUCAGAAGCUAAUGACACCAAAGAAAAUAACGAGAAUGAAGAUGAAGUCGAAGACAAUAUUGAAGACGAAGUCGAAGAUAAUAUUGAAGACAAAGUCGAAGACAAAAUUGAAGAUAAAGUUGACGACAAAGUUAGCAAAAGUGAUAACAAGCAGAAGCCUGUCGUAGCCAACGAUGAUGAUAGCGAUAGUUCCAGUUGGGGAUCAGAUCCUGAAGAUCCUGAUACUAAUGAUAGUCCUCUCAAUACCAAUGAAAAUACCAACGAUAGCACUAAAGCAAGUGAUGACACCAAUGGAACCAAUGAUAAUAAUAAUGAUUCAAAAAAUAAAGACAAAAAUACUGUCAUUGAGACCAUCGAUGACGAUGAAGAAGACUCCGACAAUGCUUUUGAUAAUUUAGAAAAAUUGCUGGCUUUGGCUGAAAACACUUCAGGCAAGUCAUCAGCGAAUAAACAGACGUCAGAAAGUUCCACUUUAAAGCCUAUAUCAUAUCAUUCAAAGACAUCAACAGUGAAACCAUCAGUGCCACCAAAGACAUCAUCUGUUUCAUCGGUGACUACAACGUUAGUGAAUUCAAAAACUACAACUUCUUUAUCAGUUGCGAAGUCAUCAUCGACUGCAAAGAUGUCAACACCUAUACAAUCAUUUACCAAAACAUCAGAUAAAACUGCUUCGGCAUCAAUGCCAUCGUUUAACUCAAUGCUUUCAUUGACUACAAAGUCACCGAUGACAUCAACUUCAAAAGCAAUGGCCCCUAAGUCAAACAUAUCGGUGGCAAACACACAUAUUAGCAAAUCCGUAACGAAAAUACCAUCAGUGACACCGGUGUCUAAUGCAAAGACAACAACAGUGACGCCAAGUUCGUCCACAAAGACAGUAUCCGUCGAACCGACUUCAAUGGCUAAGAGAUCAAUGCCGCCGACAUCAAUGGCAAAAAGAACAGGUAUCCCGACUUCAUCGACAAAAUCAAUUUCUGAGUCUCCAAUUUCAACUGCAAAAACAAUAUCAGUGACUCCUAGUUCAGCACCAAAGUCAGCAUCGGUUGCAUCUUCUAAAUUAGCAGAAAAAAGUUUGGUAACCACUUCUUCGACGUCGAUUCUUUCAUUUUCAUCGAUAUUCUCAUCACCUAAGAAAGCAACAACAACAUCAACAAACAUCUCAUUGCCAAUUACAUCAUCAAUGACCACAAUUUCAUCUACAAUGCCCAUUACAUUAUCAACAACAGCAUCAUCAUUAUCAAUGGUACCAUCAGUAACGACAACAACAGCUACAUCAACAGUUCCUGCGCUUAGGAAGAAGACAGAGGAUUUAGAUAUUUUAUAUUACAAUGCAAUGAGACAUUACUUAAAAUAUAAAACAAUUAAACCCGGAUAUAAUGCCAACGAUUUUAAGUAUGAGUCCAGACGUUUCAAAAUUGGUAAAAAUGGAGUUUUAUUCUGUAAUAAUAAAGAAGUUGUCGAAACUGAAGAAAAACAGAGAAAGAUAUGUAUUGAAUACCAUUUGAAUCCGAAAGGAAAGACAGCCAAAACAGGACAUCGAGGUGUUAAGGCUACUGUCACUGCCAUUAGCAGCAAAUACUUUUGGGGGACCAUUGAAUAUGAUAUUAAAAACCUAAUAAAACAGUGCCGUAUAUGUAAUCCAUUGGAUUACGAUUUAACAUCAUUUCAAUUGUGGAAAUACAUCGAAGUCGGUAUCAUUGACAGUGUACUCAUUGUUCGCGAUUUGAACAAAAAGUCGUCGAUCUUUAACUGCGGAUAUCUUCAAGAAAUGAAUGCCAAAAAUUUGUCCAAACAUUUGAUUGGCUUAUUUCAAACAUAUGGCACACCAAACGCCAUUCGUAUUGUUUUAGCACAAGAAAUACAAACUAAGUUUACUGAAGAACUGAGAAAUUAUCUUCGCAUUGAUUUACUUGACUUUAUAGAUGUGGUUGAAAAGGUUAGUGAAGAUCACAAAGAAUUCGAUAGCAAUGAAGAGGUGAUCAAACUUCCAAUGGUUGACAUACAGCUGCAGAUUGGAAAUGACGAUAAUUGUCCCAAAGAUGAUAAAGAUUUGCUCACAAAGUUUGCAAUCGUUGAAAAUGAAGACAUUUCUGUUUUUAUAAUAUUUUCAUGUAAUCAGUGGUUAAUUAAACAUUCGUUGUUUACAAGUAUUUCAACAGAUAUUCAAAAUUUCACUAAACGUUACAGUGAUUGGAGACGAAGGAUGCCAUUACUAACACUUUAUUUUCAGACAAUUAACAUUAAUUCGAACAUUAAUGACAUCGAGGAAGAGGUUAAGGUCGAAGUGAAUACUCCCAGAGAAAAAAGACAGAAUUGGAAUGAAAUUAAGCGAUUGCAGUCAGAUUUGAAGACAUCGCGACCGAGUGAUUAUAAGAGAAAACUAAAGCCACCGAAAGAGGAGGACUUUAUCGGACCGCUGUCAUCGGAUUUUGGCGAUUCGGACGACGAAACAUCGAAACAUUCAAAUGCGUCGACAAACAGAAAACGCAAGAAUAGUGACGAUUCGAAAGUCUUCGCCAAGAAGAUGAGGCCAUUCAAAGAAGCGCAACGGGAGGCAAAGGAAAUCAUUAAUAUCGACGAUUCAUCCGAUUCACAGUCAAAUAUUUCAUUCAAGUCAAAAGUAUCUUCAUCUACAUCAGCGCCUGUCAUAACUGAAAGUUCACAAUCAAUUGAGGUAAUCCCCGAUAUAACCGAACCAUCCGGAUCUCAGUCGAGUGAUGUAUCAGAACUUAGUCGUUAUUAUCGAAAUAAGGAGAAAGCUAUUGCUGGAGAAAUUGAUUUUGAAAAUUCAAAUGAUUUUCAAAAUGAAACCGAAGAACACAAUUCAAGACAAACUAAUAGUGAAGAAGACAUUGCAGAUAAUGAUAAGGAAGAAAACAUGGAAAUCGAUGGUAUGACUGAUAUACCUAAUGGUAACACAAAUAAGAUGAUUGAGAAUAAUAUUGAAGAUUCGAAUGACGACUCAAAUUAUUCUGCAAAUAAUAAUUCUAACGAUGAUAUAGAUGUCGACGAGGAAUCAAUGGACGAGGACUCGGAUGACAACAAUUGGAGUGAAGAUAGCGAAGUAAAUGUCGAAAAAAAGAAGAAAACGAAACCAAAAAAGAAUAAGAAUAACAACAACAAGAAAAAGAGUGAGAAUAGCAAUAAUAAGAUAAAUAAAUUGAGAAAACAGAUGAGUAGUCUUCAUAAGAGUAUUAAUAGUAUAAAAAAUCACAAUAAUGUUCACAACAACAAUAAUAAUAAUAAUAAUAAUAAUAAUAAUAAUAGCAAUAAUAGUAAUGAGAGACAACAGCCAAACAAUAAUAUUAAAGAGAACUUAUAA
Oppia nitens is the source of this 3630-nucleotide messenger RNA. RefSeq lists its product as uncharacterized. Lineage: Eukaryota; Metazoa; Arthropoda; Arachnida; Sarcoptiformes; Oppiidae. The coding region runs from base 244 to 3630 and encodes 1128 amino acids. The transcript is spliced from 3 exons. The record is from RefSeq and is a predicted model, not a curated record.